Molecule: messenger RNA, 861 nt
Organism: Prunus armeniaca (apricot)
Lineage: Eukaryota; Viridiplantae; Streptophyta; Magnoliopsida; Rosales; Rosaceae
Source: the annotation of a GenBank genome assembly
AUGGAGGGCAAGGAAGAAGAUGUUAGGCUUGGAGCUAACAAGUUCACAGAGAGGCAGCCUAUUGGGACAUCAGCUCAGACAGACAAGGACUACAAGGAGCCUCCACCAGCUCCAUUGUUUGAGCCUGGUGAGCUCACUUCAUGGUCUUUUUACAGAGCUGGAAUUGCUGAGUUCAUUGCCACCUUCUUGUUCCUCUACAUCACCAUCUUGACUGUGAUGGGUGUGAACAGGGCUCCUAAUAAGUGUGCCUCUGUUGGCAUCCAAGGAAUUGCUUGGGCUUUUGGUGGUGCCAUCUUUGCCCUUGUCUACUCCACUGCUGGUAUCUCAGGUGGACACAUCAACCCAGCUGUGACCUUUGGUCUCUUCCUGGCAAGGAAACUCUCCCUUACAAGAGCUGUUUUCUACAUAGUCAUGCAGACCCUCGGUGCUAUUGCUGGUGCUGGUGUUGUGAAGGGCUUCGAAAAGAAACAAUAUGAGCUUUUGGGAGGUGGAGCCAAUGUUGUUAACCAUGGGUACACCAAGGGUGAUGGCCUUGGGGCUGAGAUUGUUGGUACUUUUGUCCUUGUUUACACUGUCUUCUCUGCCACUGAUGCCAAGAGGAAUGCCAGAGACUCUCAUGUCCCUAUUUUGGCUCCUCUUCCCAUUGGGUUUGCAGUUUUCUUGGUUCACUUGGCCACCAUCCCCAUCACCGGAACUGGCAUCAACCCUGCCAGGAGUCUUGGAGCUGCCAUUAUCUUCAACAAGGACCGCGCUUGGGAUGACCAAUGGAUCUUCUGGGUGGGGCCAUUCAUUGGUGCUGCGCUUGCUGCUAUCUACCACCAGAUAGUCAUCAGGGCCAUUCCUUUCAAGUCCAGGGGCUAA